Molecule: messenger RNA, 1174 nt
Organism: Paecilomyces variotii
Lineage: Eukaryota; Fungi; Ascomycota; Eurotiomycetes; Eurotiales; Thermoascaceae
Product: Caleosin related protein-domain-containing protein
Exons: 5
Coding region: 386-1021 (211 amino acids)
Molecular function (GO): calcium ion binding; monooxygenase activity
Source: RefSeq, a predicted model, not a curated record
UACUCCUUUUGGGCGUCGAAUUCAGUGCGGAAGACCUGGACAGCAAUCCGGGACCGUAUUUAGAGAAUGCAAGUCCAGUGGGCUACAUUAUGUAGUCUCGAUACGAUAUUUGGUGGGACAGUUCGAAACCAUGGGGACAUUAUUGUGCAGGGGUCUGUGGAAAUCUCGGAAGGUGGUGACACGUGAAAUCAAAUGUUUUAUCAGAAAGUCGAUACUUAUUCCCCAACAUGAUAUCAACAAUGCUCAACGACAUCUCGGAUCCCCAUCCGCAUUGCUACCUUGCAAGUUUUCUGCCGCCAGAUCGGACCCGAGGCUAUGUAAGCUUACAACAGACCAGAUUUCAAGGAGAGAAACUUGAUAUCUGCUCUAAAGGGGGCUAGUGCACAUGGAGAGUGAGUUUGUUACAGUGCCAUUCAUUCUACCCUAUAUAGCGCAGACAGAAACCGUGUAUUGCGUCGCAUCUACUUUCAGUCCAAGACAUCUAAUGAUGGAAAUUGAUGCACCAAGAGGAGUACCUAAAGCAGGAGUCGCUCGAGCCAAUCUUGCGGUGUCGAAUGAGAACCCUUGCGGUUCUAAAGGACCUCACUACGAGAAGUUCAAAGAUUAUAGCGUGUUACAGCAACAUGUGAUUUUCUGGGACCGGGAUGGAGAUGGCAUCAUUUGGCCCUUGGAUACCUAUCGAGGCUUCCGAGAGCUCGGCUUUAAUAUUCCCUUUUCUAUAUUCGCGAUAAUGGUCAUCAAUGGUGGUUUCUCCUAUCCGACACGCCUCGCGCAUAGCGUGAUUCCAGACCCAUUCUUCCGAGUCUACCUGGACAGUAUUCAUAAAGCCAAACAUGCAUCAGAUAGCAACGUCUAUGACCACGAAGGGCGGUUUGUAGCUCAAAGUUUUGAGAAUCUGUUCGCGAAAUUCAGCAGCCCUGGUGCCAACGAUCUCUCUCUUAAGCAGAUAUUUAAUCUGAUGAGUGGUAACCGAUGUGCCGUCGAUCCUUAUGGGGUAUGUUGUUUUCUAUCACGCAAUUGAUAACCGUGAAAAGCUGGCUGACGUUGAAUAGUGGUCUGCUGCUUUCUUCGAAUUCGGAACCACUUGGAUACUGCUCCAGAGAAAUGGCAAAGUCCAGAAGGAAGAUCUCCGCCAGCUAUAUGAUGAAGAUACUCGCAGGGGUCACUCUUCUGG